AUGACGGAGAAGCAGGAGAGCCAUAGCAAUUACAAGGGCUUUGUGGCGGGCGUGUUUUCUGGCAUUGCGAAGCUCUCUGUGGGGCACCCUUUCGAUACAAUCAAAACAAGGUUACAAACCUCCGACUCAGCCCGCUUCUCUGGCCCCCUCCAAUGUCUCCUCCAAACUAUACGGAAAGAAGGCGUGCCCGGAUUAUACAAAGGUGCUACCCCACCGCUUGUAGGAUGGAUGUUCAUGGACAGCAUCAUGCUCGGGUCACUCACCUUCUAUCGACGAAUCCUGCAUGAAACCCUCUUCAAUCCGCACCGCAUGGCCGCCUCCCCCUCCUCCUUCGCGGAACGAGACCUCCGUCUCCCUGACUCCAAGAUCCACAAGCUGCCCACAAUCGGCCACGCCAUGGCAGGUGUGAUGGCAGGCGCAACAGUCUCGUUCAUCGCAGCACCAGUCGAGCACAUCAAAGCACGACUGCAGAUUCAAUACUCGUCCAAGAAGUCCGAGAGACUGUAUAAAGGGCCCAUUGACUGCCUGUCGAAGAUCUACAAAUACCACGGUAUUCCUGGGGUAUAUCAUGGUCUGUCCGCUACGUUGUUGUUUAGAAGCUUCUUCUUCUUCUGGUGGGGGAGCUACGAUGUGUUCACGAGGCUGUUGACUGAGAAGACGGACUUGAGCACGCCGGCUGUAAAUUUUUGGGCGGGUGGGCUAAGUGCCCAAGUGUUUUGGAUUACGAGCUAUCCAAGUGAUGUGAUAAAGCAGCGAAUUAUGACGGAUCCACUGGCUGGAGGACUCAAUGAUGGGGCGAGGAGGUUCCCGGAUUGGAAGACCGCUGCAAGGACCGUAUAUGCGGAAAAUGGGUGGAGAGGAUAUUGGAGGGGUUUCUUGCCGUGUUUUUUGAGAGCAUUUCCAGCGAAUGCGGUAGCAUUGUUUGCAUUCGAAGGCGUUAUGAGGGCUUUACCAUAGAUGAUAGAGAGGGAUUUUUGUGUGGCGUUCGGGUUUACAAUCUCCUUCAAUGUAAAUGUCAAAUGUACACAGUGUAGCAUUAUAUAUAGACUAAGAAUAGACCAAUCUCACUUCGCUUUG
This is a messenger RNA of Hyaloscypha bicolor E, 1077 nucleotides long. RefSeq names its product mitochondrial carrier. The transcript is spliced from 2 exons. Gene Ontology annotation, biological process: transmembrane transport. Gene Ontology annotation, molecular function: transmembrane transporter activity. Bases 1 to 957 code for a protein of 318 amino acids. Lineage: Eukaryota; Fungi; Ascomycota; Leotiomycetes; Helotiales; Hyaloscyphaceae. The record is from RefSeq and is a predicted model, not a curated record.